This is a messenger RNA of Colletes gigas, 1262 nucleotides long. RefSeq names its product acetyl-CoA acetyltransferase, cytosolic (gene Acat2). Gene Ontology annotation, molecular function: acetyl-CoA C-acetyltransferase activity. Bases 58 to 1242 code for a protein of 394 amino acids. The record is from RefSeq and is a predicted model, not a curated record. The transcript is spliced from 8 exons. Lineage: Eukaryota; Metazoa; Arthropoda; Insecta; Hymenoptera; Colletidae. Gene Ontology annotation, biological process: fatty acid beta-oxidation.
CGGCAGUCUUAGUUCAGUUUUCCGCAGGCUCGGCAUAACUUGUAAAGAAUUUUCAACAUGAGCAGCAGUGACGUUGUGAUUGUGUCUGCAGUGAGAACACCCAUAGGAUCGUUUUGUGGAUCUUUAUCGUCUUUAAAAGCAUCAGAUUUAGGUAGUAUCGUUAUUAAAGAGAGUCUAGCAAGAGCUCAUCUUGAACCCAAAGAUGUUUCUGAAGUUAUAUUAGGACAGGUAUUAACUGCAGGUCAAGGACAAAACCCAGCAAGACAAGCAGCUAUAAAAGCAGGCAUUCCUAUUGCCAUUCCUGCACAUUUAAUUAAUAUGUUAUGUGGUUCUGGUUUAAAAGCAAUUAUGAGUGGUUAUUUCUCCAUAAAAGCUGGGGAAAACCAAAUUGUUGUAGCGGGUGGUCAGGAAAAUAUGAGUCUUUCACCACAUGUGUCACACCUCAGAAAUGGUGUAAAGUUAGGAGAUUGUAGUCUAGUAGAUACUCUAAUAUUUGAUGGCUUAACAGAUGCAUUUCAUGGAAUUCAUAUGGGGGUAACAGCUGAAAAUAUUUCUAAAGACUUUAAUAUAAGUAGGGAAGAACAAGAUGAAUAUGCAGCCAAAUCUCAGCAAAAAGUAGAAGCUGCAAUUACUGCUGGCUAUUUUGAAAAAGAAAUUAUUCCUAUAACAGUAUUUACUAAAAAAGAGCCUACUAUCGUGGACAAAGAUGAGUAUCCCAAGUUUGGAACAACUGUUGGAAGCCUUCAAAUAUUAAAACCAACUUUUUUGAAAACCAAUGGUACUGUGACUCCUGGUAAUGCAUCUGGUAUAAAUGAUGGAGCAGCAGCAGUAGUUCUCAUGUCAGCAAAAACUGCUUCUGAGAAAGGACUUUCUCCAUUAGCUGAAAUUGUUGCAAUGUCACAAGUUGGAGUGGAACCAAGAAUUAUGGGUGUAGGUCCCAUCUCAGCAGUGGAAUUAGUGUUAAAAAAAGCAGGAUGGACCAAAGAAGAAGUAGAUUUAUAUGAAUUGAAUGAAGCUUUUGCAGUACAAUCAAUAGCAUGUGUGAAAGGUCUUGGCAUAAAUCCUGCUAAAGUUAAUAUAAACGGAGGAGCUAUUGCGUUAGGUCAUCCGAUCGGCGCAUCCGGUGCUAGAGUUGUAGUAACUUUACUGUACUCCUUGGAAAGAACUGGUGGAAAGAAAGGUGUAGCAGCCUUAUGUGUCGGUGGUGGAAUGGGAAUUGCAAUUGCUGUUCAAAGAAAAUAACAAACACUUCAUCCACAUAA